Messenger RNA from Necator americanus (New World hookworm), 408 nucleotides. RefSeq lists its product as uncharacterized. The record is from RefSeq and is a predicted model, not a curated record. The transcript has a single exon. Lineage: Eukaryota; Metazoa; Nematoda; Chromadorea; Rhabditida; Ancylostomatidae. Bases 1 to 408 code for a protein of 135 amino acids.
AUGGGCGGACUAAGUCAUCGGUCCGCGAACAGGUGGGACGGAGCAUCGGUCCGCGAAACGGGACUGCAGAAUGGCCCGCGAGUGGGUGGAGCAUUCCAGAAGCCCCCCGCAUGGGCGGGACAACUCAUCGGUCCGCGAACAGGUGGAACGGAGCAUCAGUCCGCGGAACGCGACUGCAGAAUGGCCCGCGAGCGAGUAGUGUGUCAUAGGCCCGCAGAACGGGACUUCAGAGUGGCCUGCGGAUGUGGGAACGUGCCAUCAGCCCGAGGAAUGUCGCCAAUUAGGCGGUAUGGAACUUCGAUCAGUGAGAUUAGUAAUAUGAUGCUUAGGCACUGCGAACAUCGUGGUGUGGGGACAAAUUCUCUGGUUAAGGCACCGGAGCCUUUCAUGAAACGUUCAAUUGACUGA